UCCGACAGUGCAAUUAGAUCUGUGUUUUAUUUUCUUGCAUUGAUAUUAACCACAAUUAUCAUACACUUAUAUUCCUGCAUUUGAAAUUCAAAUGAAAUGAACAUACAAAGAUGAUGGUUUUCUUUAUAAUUUUUUCUUUAUCAUCUUAUGCAAUAAUUAUCAUAAAUCUCAUGAUUUAUGAACACUUUCCACUAUUCAGUUGUAUUGGGUGGCUUGAAUUAUAUUCUAUAAAAUUAAUUGGAUAACAAAAAGAAGUUCACACAUUUUUUGAUCAGGGGAGGUAACUCUGAUUUGAUGUCAUAACAGAAAAGUCAAGUGUCUUAAAACACUAUUUGCAAAAAAAGAAUAAAGGGAUUUCAUCAUGCAUUUUGCUAAAUGGAAGAAGAACAUCAAAGACUUGAGGAAGAGAGAAAAAAAUGCAGGAAGAUGAGGACGCAAAGAGGGAGGCUGAGGGACAGCGAUUAUUAGAGCUUCGUCGUCUUGAACAAGAAGCGAGGCUAAAGGAGCAGGAGGAAAUUGAGAAACAACGUGCCGCCGAAGACGCAAGACGCAACUUUUAUCUCGAGAACAGACAACACCUGGAACAACUUAGACACUACCAAGGUAUAAGUAGAGCACGGACGUUUUCAUACUUUAAAUUUGUUCGAAGGCCUAGGGAGACACAUGAAAGACCGAUGGGAGCGGGUGAUCAAGGCAAGAAUAAAAAUAAUAAAAUAAAUCAACCGAAAGACAAGCACUGA
Ruditapes philippinarum (Manila clam) is the source of this 740-nucleotide messenger RNA. RefSeq lists its product as uncharacterized. The transcript is spliced from 3 exons. Lineage: Eukaryota; Metazoa; Mollusca; Bivalvia; Venerida; Veneridae. The coding region runs from base 417 to 740 and encodes 107 amino acids. The record is from RefSeq and is a predicted model, not a curated record.